AUGGACGCCGACUACCGCCUCUCGCGGCCCGUCGACCUCGUCCAAGUCUCCGCGCGCAGCCCCGCAGCAGCAGCCCGCAAGAAGGGCGGCGGGCACGGGACCGGGCGCGGGCACCACAAACCGCCGACGUUCCCCGUCCCCAGACGGUCGGUGGUCUUCAAACAAACGCCGCGGCGGAUCGGUAGAGGGCAGGACUACGACGGCCGGCUGAUGCGCUUCGACCGCGGGACGCGCUGCACGGGCCAAGUCGAAGGCACCGACACGGCGGCGGUGUUUAUCCUCGAGGACGGCGCGACGCUCCGCAACGCCGUCAUCGGCGCCAACCAAGCCGAGGGCGUGCACUGCCUGGGCGCCUGCCGGAUCAUCAACGUGUGGUGGGAAGACGUCUGCGAGGACGCGCUGACGCUCAAGGGCGACGGCAACGCGCUCGUGUACGGCGGCGGCGCCCGCGCGGCCGAGGACAAGAUCAUCCAGCACAACGGGCUCGGCGAGGUCUGGAUCGAGAAGUUCAGCGCCACCGAUUUCGGGAAACUGUACCGGUCGUGCGGGAACUGUAAGCGGCAGGGCCGGCGGGUGGUGACGAUGAAGGACGUGGUUGCGAUCAGGGGCAAGGAUCUGAUUGGGAUUAAUGUCAACUAUGGGGAUGUGGCGACGGUGCUUGGGGCCGCUACGAGGCAGGUGAAGGAGACGUGUGCGAAGUUUGUUGGGAAUGAUAGGGGACGGGAGCCGGUGAAGGCGCCGGUGGGAUCGUUCCCGAAGGCGUGCUCGCUGCAUGGUGUUAAUGUUUGA
Molecule: messenger RNA, 789 nt
Organism: Fimicolochytrium jonesii
Lineage: Eukaryota; Fungi; Chytridiomycota; Chytridiomycetes; Spizellomycetales; Powellomycetaceae
Product: pectate lyase
Exons: 1
Coding region: 1-789 (262 amino acids)
Biological process (GO): pectin catabolic process
Cellular component (GO): extracellular region
Molecular function (GO): pectate lyase activity
Source: RefSeq, a predicted model, not a curated record